Aspergillus terreus NIH2624 is the source of this 2346-nucleotide messenger RNA. RefSeq names its product putative DUF221 domain protein. The transcript has 5 exons. The coding region runs from base 1 to 2346 and encodes 781 amino acids. Gene Ontology annotation, molecular function: calcium-activated cation channel activity. The record is from RefSeq and is a predicted model, not a curated record. Lineage: Eukaryota; Fungi; Ascomycota; Eurotiomycetes; Eurotiales; Aspergillaceae. Gene Ontology annotation, cellular component: plasma membrane.
AUGUCUCUCACGCAGUCGGCCGCGACAGCUGUGCUGACAGCGGCGACGAUGAUGAUGGACGAGCCGGACGAUCCUGGCAAGCCGCAUGAACCGUGGUCCGAACAGACAAACCGCCAGCGGGACUUGUAUACACAACUGGUGAUCAGUUCUUUUCUCGGGCUUAGCGCAUUCUUCGCAUUUUGUAUUCUACGGCCAAAGUGGACUGAGUUGUACGCGGCUCGGAGACAGCAACGAUGUGCAGCCUCGCACCUACCUGAGCUUCCCGAUAGCUUUUUUGGAUGGAUACCCGUUCUAUAUAAGAUCACUGACGAGGAGGUGUUGCAUUCCGCUGGGUUGGAUGCAUACGUUUUCCUAUCGUUUUUCAAAUUCGCCGUCCAUUUCUUGUCGGCCGUCUUCGUUUUAUCCCUCGUUAUAAUCCUUCCGAUUCACUACAGAUACGCCCAUACCUUGGGGAUCCCUGGCUGGGACGACGACGAUGAUAAUACUCUGGGCGGAGGCAAGCAUAAGAAGCUCAUAUCCGAUCCGAAUUAUCUGUGGAUAUUCGAGAGUUCAUGGAAAGGCCUACAAGUUGGGAAGGUUGAGAGUGUCACCCUUUGCCGUGAUUGGAGGGAACUGGAUCGUCUGAUCGAUGAACGCCUGAAGAUAUUGCGCAAACUAGAGCGGGCUUGGACUAAGCACCUCGGGUACAAACGGCAAGAUAUUAGGGAGUACUCUCUACCCCGGACGAAUCUGCAACCUUCUGGGUCGAGUAUACUGUCUGAGGAGGACAGUGAACGGAUACAACUUCUCUCUACGAGCGCCCGAGACCAUGUGGCCGACUAUAAUGAGAAUCGACCGACGACCAGGCUGUGGUACGGACCAUUCAAGUUACGCUAUCGGAAUGUUGAUGCGAUAGACUACUACGAGGAAAAGCUACGACGGAUUGAUGAGAUGAUCCAGGCUGCUCGUAAGAAGGAGUACCCUCCCACCGAGCUGGCUUUCGUGACAAUGGAAUCUAUUCAUGCGUCCCAGAUGGUCGUUCAAGCAAUUCUUGACCCCCAUCCUAUGCAGCUCCUCGCUAGACUGGCGCCGGCCCCAGCUGAUGUUAUCUGGAAAAACACGUAUCUUCCCCGUUCAAGGCGGAUGAUGCAGUCUUGGUCCAUCACGGCUAUCAUUGGCUUUCUGACUAUCUUCUGGUCAGUGCUGCUGAUUCCGGUAGCAUAUCUUCUGGAACUCGAAACGCUGCACAAAGUGUUCCCUCAACUAGCUGAUGCUCUCUCCCGACACCCUCUUGCGAAAUCUCUUGUGCAAACCGGUCUUCCGACCUUGGUCCUCUCGUUGUUGACUGUUGCGGUGCCAUACUUGUACAACUGGCUCUCGAACUGUCAGGGAAUGACGUCGCGAGGUGAUAUCGAGCUCUCUGUCAUCUCGAAGAAUUUCUUCUUCACAUUCUUUAAUCUUUUCCUCGUGUUCACCGUCUUCGGAACUGCAACGACCUUCUACCAAUUCUGGGAGAAUCUUCGGGAUGCAUUCAAAGAUGCCACUACCAUCGCAUUUGCCCUGGCGAAGUCGCUGGAGAACUUCGCACCGUUCUACAUCAACCUCAUUAUCCUCCAGGGCCUAGGGUUGUUUCCCUUCCGUCUGCUGGAAUUCGGUAGCGUGGCGAUGUAUCCGAUCAACUUUCUAACUGCACGGACCCCCCGCGACUAUGCUGAAUUGUCUACCCCUCCCACCUUCAGUUAUGGAUAUUCCAUCCCUCAAACCAUCCUCAUCUUGAUCAUUUGUGUCGUGUAUAGCGUCUUUCCGAGCUCAUGGCUGAUUUGUCUUUUCGGUUUGGUCUACUUUACCAUUGGCAAACUCAUCUAUAAGUACCAAUUGCUAUACGCAAUGGAUCACCAGCAGCAUUCGACUGGGCGGGCUUGGCCCAUGAUUUGCAACCGAGUUCUGGUCGGAUUCAUCCUUUUCCAGCUUGCCAUGAUUGGAGUUCUGGCUCUUCGCAAAGCGAUUACCCGCUCCCUGAUCAUCGUGCCUCUCCUCGCAGCAACGGUCUGGUUCAGUUACUUCUUCCAGCGGAGCUAUGAGCCACUGACGAAAUUCAUUGCUUUGAAGAGCAUUGACCGAGACCGUCCGGGUGGCGGCGAUAUUUCACCCUCGCCGUCGUCCACCCUGUCCCCGCCUUCUGGCCUCGAACGUGAUGCGCUUCCAAUCCGAGUCGGUGGUCAGGAGUUGGGACUGAGGCUGAAAAAGUAUGUCAACCCAAGCCUGAUAUUGCCUCUUUCCGAUGCCUGGCUCCCCGGACGAAGUGUGAACCAUGGAGCGCCUGGGGCAUUGGAUUUCCACGAAACACCAAACGACAGUGCUGUUUAA